This is a messenger RNA of Stegastes partitus (bicolor damselfish), 1764 nucleotides long. RefSeq names its product ferric-chelate reductase 1-like (gene frrs1l). The record is from RefSeq and is a predicted model, not a curated record. Gene Ontology annotation, biological process: regulation of postsynaptic membrane neurotransmitter receptor levels; regulation of glutamate receptor signaling pathway. Lineage: Eukaryota; Metazoa; Chordata; Actinopteri; Pomacentridae. The transcript has 5 exons. The coding region runs from base 1 to 849 and encodes 282 amino acids.
AUGAUUUCCCUGCGGAGUCUCGCUCAGCUGCUCAUGCUGCUGAUCCAGAGCGGAUACCGGGGGGUCGCGUCGAGUCCAACCGACGAGGGCGCGCUCCGGACCGGCCACGGGGAGCACGGAGAGCCGGGCCACCAGGAACCGCACAAGGACUCCUACAGCACGUUCGCCUCCGAGUUCCUGGAGUCCAGAUAUCUGUCGGAUGACGGUUAUCCGUUCCCCACCGCCCCACCGGUCGACCCCUUCGCCAAGAUCAAAGUGAGCGACUGCGGAGUCACCAAAGGCUGCAUAAGGUAUGGGAAGCCGGGGUGUGAUGCAGAGACGUGCGACUACUUUCUGAGUUACCGUCGCAUCGGGACAGAUGUGGAGUACGAGAUGAGUGCAGACACAGAUGGCUGGGUGGCCGUUGGGUUCUCCUCUGAUAAGAAAAUGGGAGGAGACGAUGUCAUGGGCUGCGUGCACGACGACAACGGACGCGUUCGGAUUCAUCACUUCUACAACGUGGGUCAGUGGGCCAAAGAGAUCAAGAGGAACCCGGCUCGAGACGAAGAGGGAAUCUUUGAGAACAAUCGGGUGACCUGCCGAUUCAAGCGUCCUCUGUACGUCCCCAGAGAGGAGACGCUGGUCGACCUGCACCUGUCCUGGUAUUACCUGUUCGCGUGGGGACCCGCCAUCCAAGGCUCCAUCACGAGGCACGACAUCGACAGCCCUCCAGUCAGCGACCACAUGAUCAGCAUCUACAAGUACGAGGACAUCUUCAUGCCGUCCACAGCCUACCAGACCUUCAACUCGCCCCUCUGCUUGUUGCUCAUAGUAGCUCUCACCUUCUACCUGCUAAUGGGAACGCCAUAAAGAAGCACAACAGAGCCAAGAACACGAGGAAGGAGAAGCAGCAAUAAAAAAAAAAAAAAAAAGUUGCCAUUUUUACCUGAUGCCACAUUCAAGUGUGCACUUUGCACAAAAUGAGAGACUGUAUUAGAUAAUAUUAAACAUGAUAGAGUAUAUAUUCACUACUCAUACAGAGGAUUAUUAAACCCAUCCUGUAGAGGUGUCAUGUACUGGUCUGAGGAUAAAACAACAGAGUAGUGUUAGUCUAAAACAGGCCAGUUAUUUUCAGUAUUUAUGAUAGCUUCCAAAUAUUACAAAAUAUAUGUAUAAAAAAAAUACAAAGACAACACAUGCCAGUAAAUAAAUCUCACUUGUCUUUGAAACACUGCAUGCACUGGAAAAUCUGGGAGUGAUUUCAGAAACCCGCUGUUCACCGGUGACUCAUGUUGAACUUGGCGAAAACACAACGGAUUUCUGAGGACGAAAGCAAAACAAAGCAGCUCGCACAACUUCCUCCUGCCCCCCUCUCCCCUGCUGUGUGGAUAUCAGCAAAGACAAAAAGACGGUUUACUGCUGUCGAACAUUUAGUUUCCGAGGUUUUAGGAACUACAGUAUGCAUUUACCAUGUAAAAGAUUUUCAUGAACUUUCUAUAUUCAUGUUUUGGUUCGUCUCACUUUUCCAUGAUUUCCUUUAUUUUUCGCUCUUCCCCAACCACAGAGACUGUGUUGUUCAUCAGUACUGUGGCACUGUGACUGAGUUUAACAAAGAGAGACUGAUACAUGGGUUACUAUUGCCGACACAAGCAAUAACACACUGAACAGGAGCAAACUGUGGACUGAUAACAUUUUGCUUGGAUAUUUUUUUUCCCCAGGUUCUAACUGUAGCCUUUGGAUCUGUAUUAAAAAUGGCUGAAUAUGUUAAAAUGUCUCCCACGGAAA